Messenger RNA from Oenanthe melanoleuca, 1661 nucleotides. RefSeq names its product cyclin dependent kinase 2 (gene CDK2). Bases 543 to 1439 code for a protein of 298 amino acids. Gene Ontology annotation, biological process: G1/S transition of mitotic cell cycle; regulation of gene expression; signal transduction. Gene Ontology annotation, cellular component: cyclin-dependent protein kinase holoenzyme complex; cytoplasm; nucleus. The transcript has 7 exons. NCBI's taxonomy places the organism in Eukaryota, Metazoa, Chordata, Aves, Passeriformes, Muscicapidae. Gene Ontology annotation, molecular function: ATP binding; cyclin binding; cyclin-dependent protein serine/threonine kinase activity. The record is from RefSeq and is a predicted model, not a curated record.
GCUUUGGCGCGCGCGGGGGGGACGCGGCGGCCGCGCUCGGGACCCCCAGAACCCCCAGAACCCCCCCGGGACCCCCAGAACCCCCCCGGGACACCGCGAGCCUCGCAGGGACACCCCCAACCGGGGACACCCCCAGAGCCCCACCCCCACCCCGGAUAUCCCCCCCGAGACCACCCCCCACCCUCAGGGACCCCCGGAGACACCGCGGGGACGCCGCGGGGACACCGCGGGGACACCCAGAACCUCCUCCCCCUUCACCGGGGACACCACUCGGAGCCCCACCCCCACCCCGGAUAUCCCUCUGUGGGACCACCCCCCACCUCCGGGACCACCCCCCACCCUUGGGGACACCCCCGGUGACACCCCCAGCCCCAGAGCCACCCCCUGUCCCCAUUCCCAGUGUCCCCUCGCUUCCCGCAGCACCGGAACCCCCUCGGUGUCCCCCCCCCGUGUCCCCCCCCCCCCCCCCCCCCCCCACGGUGUCCCCCCCCCCGGUGUCCCCUCCCCGGUGUCCCCCCGGUGUCCCCCGGUGUCCCCUCCCCAUGGAGAACUUCCAGAAGGUGGAGAAGAUCGGCGAGGGCACCUACGGCGUGGUGUACAAAGCCCGCAACAAGGUGACAGGAGAGGUGGUGGCGCUCAAAAAAAUCCGCCUGGACACGGAGACCGAGGGUGUCCCCAGCACGGCCAUCAGGGAGAUCUCGCUGCUCAAGGAGCUCAACCACCCCAACAUCGUCAAGCUCCUGGAUGUCAUCCACACCGAGAACAAGCUGUACCUGGUGUUCGAGUUCCUGCACCAGGACCUCAAGAAGUUCAUGGACUCCUCGUCCCUCAGCGGGAUCGCGCUGCCCCUCAUCAAGAGUUACCUGUUCCAGCUGCUGCAGGGGCUGGCUUUCUGCCACGCCCACCGGGUGCUGCACCGCGACCUCAAGCCGCAGAACCUGCUCAUCAACGCCGAGGGCUCCAUCAAACUGGCCGAUUUCGGGCUGGCCCGGGCGUUUGGGGUGCCUGUCCGGACCUACACGCAUGAGGUGGUGACACUGUGGUACCGCGCCCCCGAGAUCCUGCUGGGCUGCAAAUAUUACAGCACAGCCGUGGACAUCUGGAGCCUGGGCUGCAUCUUCGCCGAGAUGAUCACGCGCCGGGCGCUGUUCCCCGGUGACUCCGAGAUCGACCAGCUGUUCCGCAUUUUCCGCACUCUGGGCACUCCGGACGAGGCCGCCUGGCCGGGGGUCUCGGCCCUGCCCGACUACAAGGCCACGUUCCCCCGCUGGGCCCGCCAGGACCUGGCCAAGGUCCUGCCCCCGCUGGACGACGAGGGACGCAAGCUGCUGGCGCAAAUGCUGCACUACGACCCCAACAAGCGAAUUUCGGCCAAGGCCGCCCUGGGCCACCCCUUCUUCCGUGAUGUCACCAGAGCUGUCCCCCACCUGCGCCUCUGACCCCAAAACCCCCCAAAAUAACCCUAAAAUAACCCAAAAUCACCCCAAAAUUACCCAAAAUCUCCCAGGGGGUUAUCCCAAGGCCACCCCCACCCCGGAUUUGUGGCACUUACAGCUGUCCCCUCCCACCCUCCCCAAUGCCACCUCCUCGAUGUCCCUUUGUCCCUUCCCCCCCCACCUCGGUUUUUGGAGCCGAAUCUUUUUGUAAUUUCUGCAAAAAUU